Spodoptera frugiperda (fall armyworm) is the source of this 5626-nucleotide messenger RNA. It is a transcript of the gene Cdep, whose product is annotated as FERM, ARHGEF and pleckstrin domain-containing protein 1. Bases 566 to 4030 code for a protein of 1154 amino acids. Gene Ontology annotation, molecular function: guanyl-nucleotide exchange factor activity; cytoskeletal protein binding. The transcript has 28 exons. NCBI's taxonomy places the organism in Eukaryota, Metazoa, Arthropoda, Insecta, Lepidoptera, Noctuidae. The record is from RefSeq and is a predicted model, not a curated record. Gene Ontology annotation, cellular component: cytoskeleton.
GGUAAAUAAAUAUGGCGACGUAAUAGUGUCGACCGUCGGGGUGUGUUUAAAGUUUUCAGCUUCUGUUUAUUCACUAAAAACUAUAAACAGUCAAAUUUAUUAAUCAAAAGAUUAUUGUAGUGUCCUAUCAGUGUUCUAGAGUGCGAAGUAAUGUGUGUGUAAGUUAUGACCAAAUAGAUCAAUGACUUGGAUGGUGGUGUACGGUGGUUGACAUGUAGGGGAGUCGGGGCUUCGCUGCGUCGCGGUCGGUUCUCUCUUUCAUCUGCGCUUGUUAGAAAGUAAGACAAGAUGUGUUUAUAGUAAUGUUUAUUUGUACGUAGUUAGUAAAAUUGCGGGCUCUCGUUAAUUAUUCCACGAUUCUUGAGUUUAGUGCGAAAUUUUGUAAUACCAAGUUGAUAGUAAUUAAGUUUGCACGGGUUCUUAUUAGAUUGUGAUGCGCCGCGAUCGUCGGAGGCAGUGCGUCUGUUGUCUCUGUCGCGGCGGCCGGGCACACCUCCGUUGACCUAUUUUCUGAUUUUGAACCAAGAGGACAGUAGUGAAAAGUGUGUAGUGUAGUAAGGAUGGCAUGGUAUGUGCCGGCCAGGGGUUUGGGUUUGACAGAGGGGGACAACACUGCAAUAUGAUGGACUCGGACCUGCCACCUGGUAGUUGCAACUCAACUGGACAUCUGUCCACAAUCGGAUAUCAUACUCUGCCAGGACGCAUGCACCACUCCGCCAGCACACCGGCGGGGGUGGACGGCGCCGGCGGUGGCUCCCGUACGCCCCCCGCCACCCCCAAGAAGGGCGGCAAGAUGCUCGCCGUCAGGGUACAGAUGUUGGACGACUCCAUAUCCAUGUUCCAGAUUCAGUCGAAGGCACUAGGCAGAGUGCUGUUUGACCAGGUAUGUCGGCAGCUACACCUGCUGGAGGCAGACUACUUUGGCUUGGAGUACCUCGACGCCAACGGUACGAAGGUAUGGUACUGGCUGGACUCGGAAAAGCCGAUGUGUCGGCAAGUAGGCCUUUCGAUGCUGGAGCCGACUUUACGAUUCUGCGUGAAGUUCUACACGUCAGACCCUGCUAGGUUGGAGGAAGAGUUCACGCGGUACCUGUUCUGUCUCCAAGUGAAGAAAGACCUGGCGACAGGGUGCAUACAGUGCAAUGAGAACACUGCGGCGCUUAUGGCCAGUUAUAUUGUUCAAGCGGAAUGUGGCGAUUUCGUGCCAGAAGACUAUCCGGACCACACCUACCUCAGCGGGUAUAAGUUCUUCCCUGGGCAAGACUCGGAAUCCGAGAGGCGGAUCAUGGAAAACCAUAAAAAGCAUAUAGGCCAGAGUCCCGCCGAAGCCGACCUAAACUUGUUAGAAACGGCGCGGAGAUGCGAACUUUAUGGUAUAAAAAUGCACCCGGCGAAGGAUCACGAAGGAGUUCCCCUGAACCUCGCCGUGGCACACUUGGGUAUAAUAGUGUUCCAGAACUACACGAAGAUCAACACGUUCAGCUGGGCCAAGAUUAGGAAGAUAUCGUUCAAGAGGAAAAAGUUCCUUAUCAAACUGCAUCCUGAAGGAUACGUUAGUGGUUACUACCGCGACGUAGUGGAGUUCUUCUUUGACGGUCGCAACGAGUGCAAGAACUUUUGGAAGAAGUGUGUCGAGAACCAUGGAUUCUUCCGCUGCUCCAGUGUGCAGCGGCAACCCAGGCAGAAGACCAGGGUCAUCUCUAGAGGAUCCUCGUUUAGGUAUAGCGGUAAAACCCAGAAACAAAUCGUUGAGUACGUGCGGGAUAACUAUGUGAAGCGUCAAACAUUCCAAAGGUCGGGCUCGUUCCGCGCGUCGCGCUCCGUGGGCGGCUCGCGCGGCAACGUGGCGCCGCCGCCCGCGCCGCUCAACCAGAGCCUCUCCGCGCACCCGCUGCUGCCGCUGCCGCCCGGCUCCGACGCGAUUUCCCUGGAGUGGGACAAGCAACCUCACUACCUGGAGGCUUCUCUGAUGAUGAAGGGCUACAGUGCGGAGGAAGCGCGCGCGGCGGCGCAGCGGGCGCGCCGGCCCGUGGCCGGGACUCGCCCGCCGCUCGCAGCUACCGCGUAUGUCACCACGAGGGACAAGGCUCCCGAGCUAGUGACCCAUGCCGAGGUCAAUCAUCAUCCUACGGAGGAUUCGCCUCUGCCUCAUCGGACGACGACACCAUUGGUUUCUCCGGAGAGUACAUGGAGCCAGGCGAGUUUGGGGCGUGCGAGUGGGGUCGGCCGCGCGCCCACUCCGCCGCCGCGUGCGCGCCCAGACGAAACAUCGCCCGAGGAGGAUAACACGGUGUCUUCAGCUAGUCUGUGUAUGUCUCCAACAUCAGUUACUGACCAUAGUAUAACGGGUGUGCCGAUAUUCGCGUCGACGCCGCUCGUGGCCAAACAGUUGACGAACGGACACGAUGUAGUCGAUAACAAGAGGAUUAGUGAAAAUAAUAACGAUACUGUCAAUGGGAAUGUUAAUGUGACUAUAGUUUCGGAGUCCGUGAACAGUAUGGACGUGCUCAGCGGCGGAGAGAGUGACGCCGGGGAUACUCUUUCGAGGCGGAAUAAUAAUAGUAUAUCGUCCGGCAUGUUGGGCACGCUGCGCGAGGUGGGCGACGCGCCCAGGAAGCGCAACAACGACAUCACGUACUUCGUGGCCAAGGAGCUACUCAUGACCGAGAGGACUUACAAGAGGGACCUCGAACUUGUUACUGUUAAAUGGAGUAGCAGUGUGUCGGAGCUGGCGGCGGGCGGCGCGGAGGCGGGCGCGGCCCUGGCGCGCGCCUGUCUCGCACUCGAGCCGCUCGCGCUCAGCAACGGGAAGCUACUCGCAAGGCUCGACCGACUGUUGGCUAGUGCGCCGCGACCUGACGCUAAUGAUACCGAGGAGCCUGAGUAUAAGAAAAUCGGCGAUGUCUUAUACGAACAUUUAUUAAGUACAAUGGACGCGUACCUAUGGUACAGUUCCCGCGCGGGUUCCCUGGUGGGUGUGGUGGAGAGUGUCCGGCGGCGAGGGAACGACGCGGGCCGCGCCGCCGCGCUGUUCGACUCCAAGGCGCCGCUGCCGCUGGCCGCGCUGCUGCUGCGACCGCUGCAUAGGGCGCUGCAUUACCAUCGACUUGCUGAUGAGCUAUACAACAGCUGCCCGGGCCCGGGCGCGGCGGGCGCGCUGGAGCUGAGCGCGCGCGUGGCGGGCGCGGCCAGGCUACAGCUGCAGCACGGGGAGAACCACGCCGCGCUCUGUCAGCUGCAGCGGGACAUCGCCGGUUACGACAAGUUAUUGGUGGCGGAGCGUGAAUUUAUACGAAUGGGUUGCGUGUACAAGCAUUCUUCUAGAGGAUUACAACAAAGGAUGCUGUUCUUGUUCAGCGACGUAUUAGUGGUGACAUCAAAGGCAGGCAGUACACAGUUCCGCGCGCACUCCGCUCUGCCACUGCAUGCCCUCGAACUCAAAUCUUCUGAACUACCACAUUCGUUUUCGCUAACCGGUGAAGACAUAAACCUACUUCUGAGUGCGACGAACGACAGUGAAUACACAGGCUGGUACAACGCUCUGUUGAACGCGAUAGAGAACGCGCGCGACAAGUUCACUGACGUCGACACUGAACUCACGCCGUAUGAACAAGAGACUGAGUCCCCCAGCUCGGCGAGUACGGCGGGCGGCGGGCUGGCCCACGUGUGUUGGCACCGGUUCACGUCGCUCGAUACUGUACAUCUACAUCUCGCCAUGCGGACGCAACUAUCCGGCUACUUACUGCGCAAGUUCAAGAAGUCCCCGGGCUGGCAGAAGCUGUGGGUGGUGUUCGCUAUAUCCACGCUGUUCUUCUACAAGUCCUGGCAGGAUGAGACACCGCUCGCGUCGCUACCCUUGUUGGGAUACAGCGUGGGCGCGCCGGCAUCAGAAGACAACAUCGACAAGGACUUCGUGUUCAAACUGCAGUUCAAGAACCACGUGUACUUCUUCCGGGCAGACAGCCAGUACACAUUUAACAGAUGGACGGAGGUUCUACAAACAGCGACGAUGCGACCCGAACAUAAUUAACAAUAAAUAUAAUAAAUUAGAUAAAUUAAUAAUACUAAAGUGUAAUGAAAUCACGAAUCGAUACAUUGGUGCCAUAUGUAUGGCCACAAAUAUUUUUAUAUGAACUUUUAGAAGUGAAUCUUGCCUGUAUUUAUUGUGUGAGUCGCUUUAGUAUUAGACCAAGACUGACGGAUCAAAGACGUUAAUGCAUUGUAGUCAUAAUAUUAGGUGGCUAAUGUUAUAUUCAUGUGAAAGACCGUACAUAGUAAGGUCUAAAUAAAUAAGCGAAUAGACUAAUUCGGUUUGCUAGAUAUUAGAACGUUUUAGUAAUUCUCAUACUUUGUGACUAAUCUCAUACUUUUGAGAUGCGCAACAGUUUGCGCUAAUUUUUGCGCACUUUGCGCAAGUUCUUUCACAAUCGUGCCUUUUAAUCACAAAUGUUAAUAUAUCCUCUCGGAUCAUAUUUAAAUGUAAUAUUUAUUUAAUAUUUUGUGAUAUUCAUACAUUGAUUUUUGCAAGACCCGUCACACAUUAGCUUGUAAGUUGAAACUUGAUUGUAAAGGAAAGUCUUGAUAUUUUAGAUAGAGAAGGAUUGUGAAAUAAUUAUGGCUUAAAAGGAAAUGAUUGUAAAAUAAAUAGGAAAUGAUGGUUUAAAUAGUACACUAUAAUAUUAAGAAAAUAAACUAAUUAUAAAAAAUGAACCUUUCAAAGUAUAUAGGCCUAUUCUAUCAUCGUUAAAACGACUUUAAUAUAAUAUAUUAUGCAAUAAAUAAUUAUUUAAUACAUCGAGCGUAGAGGGUCCAAAACUAGAGCUUUGUAAGUAAAGAAAAGUACUUUUUUUAUAUUACUAUGUAAAAUCAUUUCCAAAAUGUUUGUCGGCUGUGUAGUUAUAGGAGAAUAUAAGAUAUUAAUGAGUUCACUUUUAAGGUCAGUGCUUGACUAUAAGCAAUAAAACAUCACAGGUAUAAUAGUAGUUUGUUAGUGUGUAUGUGAGUGUUGCAUGUAUGUGCCGUCGCCAGUACAUGAUGCUGCUAUUUUUAACUUUAUCCGUCAAAUAAUAAGGUUGAAAAUUCUAUUGACUAUAAGCUAAAGCCGGGGAUAUACUAAGGGGUAAUUGUCUCAGGAUAUUUAUGCCCGUAAGUGUGUCCCCGGUUUUAUGUGCUGGUGUCUGCACUUGUGAAUUGUAUAAUAAGAGCGAUUGAUGUCAUUGUCAAACGUAGUAAACGGUACAAAUGAUACAAUGAAUGAACGAACUGUACGAUUUAAACGAAUGAGAAGCGAAUGAAACGAAUGAUACAAAUCUGUAUUGAAAUCUCAUUGUUCUCCCGUUUUUUGAAACAUUUUUGUUAAUAUUUUUUGGAAUUCCAAAGUGUUGUAUGUAAAUUACAUUAGGAUGUUAAUCGAUUCAUAUUUCGAGUGCUAUUUACGUGUGAAUAUUCCCAAAGCUUUUUAUUUAUAGAUGUAUUUAUUAAGCAAACAGUUUAUGAAAUUAUAUAAUAUAUUUUUGAAUAAAUUCACUUUUGAAUCAUGUUUCCUACAUAAUAAAAUUAUUUAGAGCAGACGCGUAUUCAAAAUUUUAUAUAUUAGUGGAAUAAAUAAAUAAAUCAUCAAAGUUCA